Messenger RNA from Ictidomys tridecemlineatus (thirteen-lined ground squirrel), 1882 nucleotides. Lineage: Eukaryota; Metazoa; Chordata; Mammalia; Rodentia; Sciuridae. The record is from RefSeq and is a predicted model, not a curated record.
AUGCAAACCAAGUAUUCCUCACUGGGAAGCCUGCCACGGGGGCCCCCACCUCCAAGCAGACGGCAGCAAGAGCCUGACUGUGUGCAGGUGCCUGCGAGGACUGGGCUGCAGGGAGCAGAGAGCGCCUGCCCUUUCUCCAACGAGACAGGGCUGCUCCAGGAGGGAGGGAGGGAAGCCCCCGGCCCCAAGCAGGACUCACACCUCCCCCAAGCCCCUCAGGGGCCACACCAGGGAGCCCAGGAGCAGCACUGCCCCCCCUUCCCGGCCACCCAGAGCUGGCACCCUGCUGCAGCCUGGGGGCGGCCCUCCGCUGGCCAUAAAGGCCCUUUCUCUGACGCUGUUUGUGUUGGGCCCCGCUCUCCUCCUCACAGCCCCAGUCACGGCCACGGGCCCAGCAGAGGCGCAGGGCCACUCAAGGGCUUGCUUUGUGGUCUUGAAGAUCAGGCGGGAGCUCAGCCCUGGAAGCCAGCUGUUUCCACCCUCCUGCUCAUCCAGGGGGUAAACAGGACCCGGAGCGGCCUCUGCCACCUUCCACCCCAUUCCUCCAACCCGUCCCAGCCCGGGCCUUGCCCAAUCCUGAUUCCAGAAAGAAACACACAGCCCCUGUUCUUCCUCGGCCCACGAGCCCCACUCUGCUGGAUUUCAAGCCUGGAUGCCUCCCAGGAGCCAUUGCCAAAGGCCUUGCUUUACGGAAUGACUGGCGCGCCCUCUGGUGGCCUCUGGCAGAAGUGCACAGGCCCGUGUCCUUUCCGGGGCUGGAAGAAGCCACUGCAGACCACAAACUGGAGCUCCAGGGGACAAAUUAGAUCUAUUGCUGUGCUGUUCAUAAACAAAAUAUUUGGGCCCAGCAAGCCACCUUGCUCCGAGAAUCACGGGACGCUUCUGAAAUCCAAGUUCCCAAACGCCAAGCUGGCAAGCAGGUAUUUCAGAAAGGUAACGAGGCCUUUCUGUGUCACGGCUCUGCCCAGUUCCCGAGAAGCCCAGGGUGGGCAGGAGGGAGGGUGCCACUCUGGGUGCUGUCCUCACAGGUGACUGGCAUGAGGGGGACACUGUGAUAUAAAGUAGAUUUGGCCUUUGCCUGGUUCCUGACCCAGAGCUCCUAAGCACUUCCUCAUUUCCUGAGUAACAGGAGCUUCCCACACUGAGCUCCCACAGCCCCAGGGGUUUCCUGGGUGGUGGGACAUUUCUGGUGGGCUCCUGGAUAGCCUCAGGGUGGGGACUGAUGACCCGGGAAACCAGCCAUGUGAUUUGAGGGUCGCACCACCUUAGCAGCUAGGGAGGGGAGAGGGGCCGGUGGCUGUGGCCAGUGAGGUACCCCUUCACUGGUGGUAACUGCAGGCAGAUAGGGUGUGGCUAGGGGAAGGAGGUCACGGGGCGGGGCGGGCCUUUGGAGUUUCGUUUGUCCCUGGUGAGUGGAGCCCUGGGCCCCGGCUGUCGUGUCCUGGUAGCUGUCUGCCCCAUCCCCUCCUGCCUCACCCCAGCCAGGCAGUGGCUGACCAGGGACUGAACCUGUGACACCAGGAGCCCAAAGAAAGUUUUCCUCCUCGUGAGUUGUCCCCAUGGAGUCUUCUGGUCACAGGGUCACAGGGAUGCAGAGCUGACUAAAACACGAUCCUUCGUCAUCCUUUUUAAAGUAAAAUUUAAUUUUGCUUUGCAAAUGUGUGAGCUAUCGUGGUUAAUUAGAGCAAGUGUGUGGGGAGAGAGAGAGAGAGAGAGAGAGAGAGAGAGAGAGAGAAUGAUGAAUCCUGCUGAACCUAACAGAAAUGUUCUCUGGAUUCAUUCCUUUGCACUCUUUCACAGAAUCCCAACACUGGGUGAUCUAGUCCAAUCCCUUAAUCUUUUUUUUUGUGUGUGUGUAUGUGUGUGGCGGGGUAUAACUAGG